UAAAGCAGCAAAACCAUUCUCUCUCUCUGGAAAACCGUACGCCCACAAACGCACACACUCCUCAAAACUAAACUCCUCUCACUCACACCCACUCACUGCCUCCAACUCUUCCAAAACCGUUUUCUCAUUCAUUCUAUGAACCUCUUUCUCUCUCUCCCUUCACUUGCCUAGUCUCGUAGGGGUUAGUUACCACUCCGUUUCUUCACACUCUCUCUUUCUUGAUCCUUCCAAAUGGAAAAGAAGCAGGGUUUCUUCUCCGCUCUCAAAGACGAGGUGGUCCGCGGACUCUCCCCCUCGCGUUCUCGCUCCACCAGCCCCGCCCGAACCGUCUCCCCCAUCACGGGCCUCCUCCGCCGCAAGAAGCGCAGCCCCAGCCCAGACUCCUCCGUCGCGAGAUCCGUCAGCCUCCGCCCCCUUGGGGAGACGCUCACGCCUCUCAUGGAGGGCCCCGACCCGGACGGAACCGAAAAUGGGGAUCCGAAGCGAAUCGGGUCGGGCUUAGGACACUGGAUGAAGGGGCAGCUGUCACGUGCCCCCUCCGUGUCGUCGUACAAGAGGUCUGAUCUGAGACUCCUCCUCGGCGUCAUGGGUGCUCCUCUCGCCCCCGUUCACGUCUCCUCCACCGACCCCUUGCCUCAUCUCAGCAUCAAAGACACUCCCAUUGAGACUUCAUCCGCUCAGUACAUAUUGCAGCAGUAUACAGCAGCGUCUGGGGGGCUGAAAUUGCAGAACUCUAUACGAAAUGCUUAUGCCAUGGGAAAGGUUAGAAUGGUGGCUUCUGAAUUUGAAACUGCAACUAGGGUAGUGAAGAACCGGAGUAGGUGUGCAGAGUCUGGUGGAUUUGUGCUCUGGCAGAUGGAUCCCGACAUGUGGUAUGUAGAGCUUGCAGUUGGGGGAAGCAAGGUUCAUGCUGGCUGUAAUGGCAAGCUUGUUUGGAGGCACACACCUUGGCUUGGGGCUCACACGGCAAAGGGACCUGUGAGGCCUUUGCGGCGUGCACUUCAGGGUAUUGACCCUAGAACCACUGCCAGUAUGUUUGCCGAUGCCAAAUGCAUAGGAGAGAAGAACAUCAAUGGUGAGGAUUGCUUCAUCUUGAAGCUUUGUACUGACCCUGAAACAUUGAAGGCUCGGAGUGAGGGUCCUGCUGAGAUCAUAAGGCAUGUCUUGUUUGGCUACUUUAGCCAGAAGACUGGACUUCUUGUACACAUUGAGGACUCCCAUCUGACCCGCAUCCAGUCUAAUGGGGGCGAUGCAGUUUAUUGGGAAACCACAAUCAAUUCAUUCCUUAGUGAUUAUAAGCCCGUGGAAGGUAUAAUGAUUGCCCAUUCAGGGCAUUCCGUGGUAACUCUUUUCAGGUUUGGGGAGAUGGCCAUGAGCCAUACUAAAACAAGAAUGGAAGAGGCCUGGACAAUCGAUGAGGUUGCAUUCAAUGUUCAAGGCCUUUCAGUAGAUUGCUUCAUUCCCCCAGCUGAUUUGAGAACAGCUUCUGUCAGUGAAGCUUGCGAACUUCCUCAGGAUGAAAGAGCAAAGAACUCACUAGCAGUACAUCGGGCCAAAGUUGUUGCGCUGGAGAAAUCACAUAACUGCAGCAUUGAUAGCAUGAUCUGGAAGAUGGAAAUCUAACAGACGGCAGUAGGAUCAAUUCAAGGCAAUUGUUAAUAGCAGUCACUAGUUUUUGACUACUAACGUUUAGAUGUUAGAUUAGGGGUUCAGUUGGUUCUAUGUGGAAGUUUGUUUAUGCCUCUAUAUAGUUCUGUAAAUAGAGCAUAAAAAUUCACGGGUAUUAUGCAUACAGACCUGAGUGAAUGUUUUAUUCUCAAUGCAGGAUCCAACUAUGGAGUUGGAGCUCGUUUUUCCACUUCGGAAUAGAGCAAUUUGAGGUUAAAAUUUUAGUUUACCUUCCUUGAAUGAGGGAAGGUGGUGAAGCUUUGGUAUAGUGGACCCAUUAAACUUUUGUUACUUAGCAAGUUAUCUAAGUGUCGAUGGUGGUAAUAUUAAAGAGUCUACCAUCGACCACAGCCAGUUUGGCACUAACAGCUUCUACAUGGUGUGGAAGUUCUGUGUUUGAAAAGGUAACGUGGUUGUUUUUGAUAGCCGAGAUAAUGGAGUAGAGUUACAGGGACAAUACUCAAUGUACCGAACAUCUCUUGUAAGUUUCCGGUUGUGUUAUGAUGUUAUUUUGCCAGUGCUCCUGAUAAUGAAACUGUCAGAUAAUGAAUGCUUGUGAUGGGAUAUAUGUUACUCUUCACAUUAUUUUUUGACGGAGCUGCUGUCUGACUUGUAAAUGGUAACCAUGAUUUACUCGUCGACGUUUAUUUGCAUUUGUCAUUA
Messenger RNA from Glycine soja, 2331 nucleotides. RefSeq lists its product as uncharacterized. The coding region runs from base 232 to 1623 and encodes 463 amino acids. NCBI's taxonomy places the organism in Eukaryota, Viridiplantae, Streptophyta, Magnoliopsida, Fabales, Fabaceae. The transcript has 3 exons. The record is from RefSeq and is a predicted model, not a curated record.